AUGCUCAUCAUCUCGUCUCGCAGUGCGCUGCUGUCCGUCUACUACCCACAGAUCUUCCUCAUCCUCACCAGCGGUAGCUACCUGGCGCUGUCCUCUGUGGUAGCUCUGGGUGCGAACAUCAUCUGCAACAAGAUACCAGGUUUGGCCCCCCGUCAGAGGGCCCUCUGUCAGACUCGCCCCGACGCCAUCAUCGUCAUCGGCGAAGGCGCCCAGCUGGGAAUCAAUGAGUGUCAGUACCAGUUCCGCUACGGCCGGUGGAACUGCUCAGCCCUGGGCGAGAGGACUGUCUUUGGACAAGAGCUGAGAGUAGGCAGCAGGGAGGCAGCAUUCACAUAUGCCAUCACUGCAGCCGGGGUUGCCCAUGCAGUGACUGCAGCUUGUAGCCAAGGCAACCUGAGCCAGUGCGGCUGUGACCGCGAGAAGCAGGGCUACCACGACCAAGAGGAGGGCUGGAAGUGGGGAGGCUGCUCGGCCGACGUUAAGUACGGAGUGGAGUUCUCGCGGCGCUUUGUGGACGCCCGAGAGAUCAAGAAAAACGCCCGCCGGCUGAUGAACCUGCACAACAAUGAGGCGGGACGAAAGAUCCUAGAGGAGAGGAUGAAGCUGGAGUGCAAGUGUCACGGUGUAUCUGGUUCCUGCACCACUAAGACCUGUUGGAUCACCCUGCCCAAGUUCAGAGAGAUCGGUUACUUGCUGAAGGAACGCUACAGCGAAGCAGUUCAAGUAGAGCCUGUCCGGGCCUCGCGGCUCCGCCAACCCUCCUUCCUACGUCUCAAAGAGGCCCGGGGCUACCAGAAGCCCACGGACACAGACCUGGUCUACCUGGAGCGCUCGCCCAACUACUGCGAGGAGGACACAGCCACAGGAAGCACAGGGACAAGAGGCAGACUUUGCAACGGCACCUCGACCCACACAGACAGCUGUAAUGUGAUGUGCUGUGGCCGGGGUUACAACACGCACCACUACACACGUGUCUGGCAGUGCAACUGCAAGUUCCACUGGUGCUGUUUCGUGAAGUGCAACACCUGCAGUGAGAGAUCGGAAGUUUUCACCUGCAAGUAG
Messenger RNA from Toxotes jaculatrix (banded archerfish), 1062 nucleotides. RefSeq names its product wingless-type MMTV integration site family, member 7Ba (gene wnt7ba). Gene Ontology annotation, biological process: neuron differentiation; cell fate commitment; multicellular organism development. Gene Ontology annotation, cellular component: extracellular region. The record is from RefSeq and is a predicted model, not a curated record. The transcript is spliced from 4 exons. The coding region runs from base 1 to 1062 and encodes 353 amino acids. Gene Ontology annotation, molecular function: frizzled binding; cytokine activity. Lineage: Eukaryota; Metazoa; Chordata; Actinopteri; Toxotidae.